Molecule: messenger RNA, 1386 nt
Organism: Annulohypoxylon truncatum
Lineage: Eukaryota; Fungi; Ascomycota; Sordariomycetes; Xylariales; Hypoxylaceae
Product: glycoside hydrolase family 53 protein
Exons: 4
Coding region: 151-1200 (349 amino acids)
Biological process (GO): pectin catabolic process
Molecular function (GO): glucosidase activity
Source: RefSeq, a predicted model, not a curated record
GAGGCCAAAUCCAAUUGGUGGAAUUUGAGCUAAAUAAAGCCGCCUGGUAGAGAACACCGAAUUAAUAUAUAUGUUAUAGGAAUUGCCCAAAUGCUAGCAUAACUUUCGUGGUAGUUAUUCUCAAGACGCCCCAUUCAACCUACGAGCAAAAUGUUCGCCUCCUUCUUUCUAGUUCUAUUACCACUCACAGCGGUACAGGCUGCGCUCAAAUACAAAGGCGUGGAUUGGUCAUCCGUUAUAGUCGAGGAAAAGGCCGGGAUAUCUUACACUACUAUAAGCGGAACCACCGAACCCCUUGAGAAGAUAUUGGUGGAAAGUGGCGUCAAUACUGUCAGACAAAGAGUCUGGGUCAACCCUCAAGAUGGGAACUACAACUUAGACUACAAUUUGAAGCUAGCUCAACGAGCAAAGGCGGCCGGAUUAAGCGUCUAUGUAGACUUCCAUUUCAGCGAUACAUGGGCGGAUCCGAGUCAUCAAGCCAUUCCUUCUGGUUGGCCGACCGGUAUCGAUGACCUCGCUUGGGAACUUUACAACUAUACAAUGGACGCAUCAAACAAGUUCGCUGAAGCGGGUAUCUCACCUACAAUUAUCUCAAUUGGUAAUGAGAUCAGGUCGGGACUCCUGUUUCCAACGGGCUCGACUAGCAAUUUCAACAAUGUCGCCAGACUUCUACAUUCGGCCUCCGCCGGUAUCAAAGACAGCUCUCUGUCUCCCCAACCCAAGAUCAUGAUUCACCUAGAUAAUGGGUGGGAUUGGAGUACCCAGAACAAUUGGUAUACUUCAGUUUUGAAGCCCGGUACCCUAACCACGUCGGACUUCGAUAUGAUGGGUGUCUCAUAUUAUCCGUUUUAUAACUCAGGCGCAACACUUGCUAAUCUCAAAACGAGUCUUACCAACAUGGCAAACACUUGGGGCAAAGAGAUUGUUGUGGCCGAGAUUAACUGGCCCACUCAAUGCUCUCAUCCAGCUUACUCAUUUCCAAGUGACGUGAAGAAUAUCCCCUUCUCCGCGGAAGGUCAGACUACCUUUAUGCAGGAGACAGCUGAGAUAUUGGCUGGUGUAAAGAACGGGAAUGGCAUAUUCUAUUGGGAACCUGCUUGGGUGGAUAACCAAGGACUCGGGUCAUCGUGCGAGUCUAAUACAAUGUUUUCUUGGCCCGGAAAAGCAUUAUCCAGCCUAGCAGUCUUCAAGGCAAUCUAGCAAACACGGCUUAUCCUAUUAACAAGAUUGUAGAUAGGAGAGAUUAGCAAUCCCCAAAAAGCAGUUUCUUUCUUAACUGUCAAAGAACGGAAACAGUUGAUGUUCUCACCAGACUGCCACCGUUAUUGUUCUCGAUCCGCCUUGCGCUUUAUCCUAUUUUUAGUUCUUUACGAGAUAGCUAGGGGC